Messenger RNA from Sphaeramia orbicularis (orbiculate cardinalfish), 2897 nucleotides. RefSeq names its product solute carrier family 25 member 44a (gene slc25a44a). Gene Ontology annotation, biological process: transmembrane transport; branched-chain amino acid transport; branched-chain amino acid catabolic process. NCBI's taxonomy places the organism in Eukaryota, Metazoa, Chordata, Actinopteri, Kurtiformes, Apogonidae. The record is from RefSeq and is a predicted model, not a curated record. Gene Ontology annotation, cellular component: mitochondrion. The transcript is spliced from 4 exons. Gene Ontology annotation, molecular function: branched-chain amino acid transmembrane transporter activity. The coding region runs from base 398 to 1351 and encodes 317 amino acids.
AACGUAUCACCAUCGACACAUUACACAAACCAGUGAGAUGAGUAAACACAACCUUUCCAGCGGUCAUCUGGAACACCAAACCAUACUCGACCCUCCACUGUUUUGAGUUGGGGAAAGUCUGUAUCGGCAGCGACAAUACCGGGCAUUAAAUUUCCGUGAGCAUGCAUGACCUUUCACCUUUCACAAUGUCUGUUCCUCCGCAGCAGUAAUGGACGGAAGACAUGACCCACCUCCCCUGAACAGAACAGGCCGUACCGGGUUAGCAAAGCUGCUCCGUUUAACCCGAGCCACACUGGAGGGCCAACGGAACCCAGAGCUAACAGGUGUAAUGGCAGUCCGAGGCGUGGUCAUUUCAGACAUGAAGCUGUAGGUGCUCGGCGCUGCCUUGGCUGGUACAAUGCAGCAAAAAGGCGCAAUCCAAAUCAUCGAAUGGGAGGACCUGGACAAGAGGAAGUUUUACUCCCUUGGUGUGUUCAUGACGUUGACCACCAGGGCUACCGUCUACCCCGCUAGCCUCAUCCGAACCCGCCUGCAGGUGCAGAAAGGAAAAGCCCUCUACUCAGGCACCUUCGAUGCGUUCUUUAAGAUCCUGCAAACAGAGGGUGUGCGAGGCCUGUACCGCGGCUUCAUGGUCAACACUUUCACUCUGGUCUCAGGACAGGCUUACAUCACCACCUACGAACUUGUACGCAAGUAUGUGUCUCAGUACUCUCCAAGUAACACGGUGAAGUCUGUGGUGGCGGGAGGGGCGGCGUCCCUGGUGGCUCAGACCAUCACUGUGCCCAUAGAUGUGGUGUCACAGCACCUGAUGAUGCAAGGACAAGGGGAGCACAUGACUCGCUUUAAGGCUAAACCCAAAAUGAUGCUUGCAGCAACGAAACGCAGACUGACUUUCGGGCAAACACGUGACAUUACGGUGCAGAUAUUUGCAGCCGACGGCUUCAGGGGAUUUUACAGAGGAUACGUGGCAUCGCUACUCACAUACAUCCCUAACAGUGCACUCUGGUGGCCUUUUUAUCACUUUUAUGCAGAGCAGCUGUCCUAUCUAGCGCCCAGUCAGUGUCCACACCUGAUUCUGCAGGCUUUUGCAGGACCGAUGGCAGCCGCUACUGCCUCCACCAUCACUAAUCCCAUGGAUGUAGUUCGAGCGAGAGUCCAGGUGGAGGGACGAUCGUCCAUUAUCGAGACGUUCAAGCAGCUGCUGGCGGAGGAGGGCGUCUGGGUGAUGACCAAGGGGCUGUCGGCCCGCAUCAUUUCCUCCACGCCCACAUCGGUGCUCAUCGUAGUGGGGUACGAGACUCUGAAGAGACUGAGCCUGCGAGCUGAGCUGAUCGAGUCCAGACACUGGUGAUGGAGACCAGCAGGGGCCACUUUGGACCUCAACAGGGAUUAACCCUGAUCUGACUGUGACAGGGAAACCGCUUCACGAGCUGUGUCUUUGAGUUUUUAAGUGUAUUUUAGGGCCUUUUUUGUGCCUUUUUAUUAGAAAGUGAACAGUACCAGAAAACGGGAAGCAGUGGCAGACUGAUGGAGAACAACAUACACAGAGCUAAUCCAGACUGGGAGUUGUGGUUGAGGGAAUGUGGUCCUCGGUCGGUGUCCUCAACCAUUCCACCACCACGCUGCGUCAUUGUCAUACUACAUAUUAUUUUCCAGUUGUCAGAUCCAUUUCUAUUGGCCUAUUUAGUUCACUGUGAAAUGUUGCAACCUCAAUAUUCUGAAAAAUUAGCUGAUGAUUAAAAGAUGUUGCUCCCAGAAGGAUUGUAAACAAAUCCCUUUUAGCCUAAUGGCUCAUCUACUGUAUCUUAAUAAUACUAAACAACUGCACCAAAGUGAUUGUAACAGAUGUUCUGAAAGAUUAAGACUUGAUGCACAAUUUGUGUACUUUCCAGCUUAGUAGUAAAUUAUGCUUAGUACUUGAGUGUUAUUUCUGCACCGACAAGCAAGAGACAUUUGUAUGAAUUCAUUCCAGCUAAAGGAACAUAAUGUGUAUCUCUUAGAGAAACGAAAGUCUAAACUGAAUAAAGAAUAAGUUAAAAAAAAAAAGUUAUCUUAAAAAAAUUAAGCAGUAUUUCCAAAAUUAUUUUCAAUAGUUCUCUUUACACAAAGGAUGACGAAUAAAUCCAUCUCUGUAGGUGUUUGAUGUUCAGCCUUUAUAUAUUGUAGCCAUGUCCCAGUGAGUUAUUUCCAGAGGUCAGAGGUUAUGUCACUGAAACAAUGGUGCAGAUAUGAUGAAUUAAAUGUGCCAAUGAACAUGUCAGAUGUUCAAAGACAAGAAAAUGUAAAGCUCAACACACGAGAUAAAGAUGGGAGCAAUAGAGCAAAAGUAAACCAACUUUUUUUUUUGUUUUAUGUCAGACUCAAAUGGGCUCCUUCUGCAUUUGCUAAUGUACAUUUAUACUGUUCUGAUCAUGAAUCAGCUUAAACCACUUACUGUUUGGUUAAACGGAAACAAGGACAGAGAGCAGCAGGACCAUCGCACCACAGGCAAAACUGAACUCCAACAGUUGCUAAUGAAUUGAAGGUCAAUAAACUGCCAAUUUUAUUUUUAUAACAACUGAUAAUGGAGAUGGAGAGGCAAAUAAUGUAGCCAGACCACUGCCAGUAAACACACCUCAGUGAAGGUUGAAGCAUUCAUCCUUUUUAUACUCUGCUCUGGUGUUUGCAAACCGCACUUUCCAGUUAAUACAAGCACAACAGUACUGGAUUAAACUUUUCGUUUGCUGUUUCUGAAUUGACACGAUACAUCAAAAUAGCAUAUUGCCUGUAUGGAGGAAGGUGUGUGUUUAGGUGAGCUGUCUCUAUUUAAUGUGUUGAACUGUUAAAUGUGCAGUUUGAUGUGAUUUAAGCGUUGAACACGUGAACUUCUGAAAUGUAAUAAAGACUUCUGAAUCACU